This is a messenger RNA of Porites lobata, 20048 nucleotides long. Lineage: Eukaryota; Metazoa; Cnidaria; Anthozoa; Scleractinia; Poritidae. The record is from the annotation of a GenBank genome assembly.
AAAAAAUCCUGAAAAUCGACAUCUUUCUUCUAUAAAUCAGCUGUGUUUACCUCGUCUACUUUGCUAUUUACUGACCAGCGAUUCGUGAAAAAUGGGGGUGAGUAUCAACAUACAUGUAAUGAAAACAGGUCCAAACUGAAAGAUUGUGUAAUUACAAUACACUUUCCAUUAACGCAAAAUUGUCGUCGACUAAGUCAAGCUACCAGCUGUUUUAAUUCUUAUUCGAAAAUACGCACGCCUUAAACAUGGACUGAUCAUUGCUUGCAACAUUGAGGGACCAAGCUUAAAUUUUUUCCGUUAAGAUUAUUAACGAUGCUUAACCAAUUCAUUGUCAACAGUUUCGAGCUAUAUCGAGGCAAAUGUUUAUAAAUAAGCAGCACACAGUUUAUGGCAAAUUUUAUUUUAUAAGCCUUGCAAACCGCUUCCAUUUGUUUAGGUUUUAGAAAAUGUCAGUGCAGGCACACAGCCACAAAGGAAGAAGGGAAUUUUAUUUGGUGACAAGAGAAGUCUUAAUCUUUCAAGCUCUGAUGAUCUGACAUCACUUAGUCCUUUGAACGAAGAAUCAGGUUUGAUCCUUCUGUCGUCUAUCACAUGUACUAAAACAUAAUAAUUAUUCCUUCAAACUUGCUGUGAAGAGCCACUCAGUCGACAAGAAGGUUUUGUUUAAAAGGAAAAGGGGUUUGGAAUCCCAGGAUAGAAAACUUUUAUUAGUUAUUAAGCACACAUAAGCCUUAAGUUCGAUUCCAUGCAUGACUGGGUUUGAAACCUCGCAGGAUUGAGCAAUUCUUUCUUUGCUAAUACAUUUUGAUUAUCUCCUCUGGCUAUUAGGCUGAGACAAAAAUACGACAAUCCAGCUUGUCCAAAGGGCAUGAUUUUUUUCAUUUAGUUCCAGUUUUUGUAACCAAAACUCUGAGUAAUUAGCCCAAAAUUAAGGGAAAACUAAAGAAAAAGGUUAUCAAACUUCACUCAUUGCAUUUAAAAAUGAACUUGCUUGCCCAAAUGGGGACCAGGUUUUCUACAAGCCCUACACUGCACAUGAUGUCAAGCCAGGUCAGUGUCUCUAGUUUAGGAGUUUUUCAAGUUCUGUGGAUCAGAAAGGGUCUCCAUUGCACUUCUUGCCCUCUCCACGAGUAAUUCUGUGAUUUUUAGGUUAAAUUAAAUUUUUUCAUACAACUCAUUGUUUUCUAGUAAGUACCCUUUAUCACUGUCUACAUGUAGCACAACAAGCAGUUUUGUGUCUACAGUAAUUACUAUCAAUAACUGUUCACACUCUAAUGUGAUAUCUUCUAUGGUCUGACACAAUCAUAUCAUACUUGCAGUGCUUAAGACAGUUGAAGCUCGUUAUCAAGUGGGGGCAUUCUAUUCAUGGGCAGGUACAAAGUGCAUUUUUUACUUGACUCCUCAAUUUUUUAUAUCUGCUAGAAAAGUGUCACAUUUGUAGUUUUGCACUCUGUUAUAAUCUAAUAAGUUACUGCAUCCUAUGAGAAAAACUAUCAUGACAAUAACAACUGUACAUGAAAAUAAAAAAACUGACUGUAGACAGCCAGAAUGAUAUUGUGUGGUCACUGGUUUUGGUCAUAUCAUUACAACAGUUUUCAAAUAAAUCAUACUAUUGGGGAGAAAUAGAUUUUAAGUACAGUUUACAAAAUGAGCGGGAGGGUAUUAUCAGGUUUAAAAAGCGUUUUUUUUGGUCUAAAAUAUUCGACAUAAAGUUUAGCUGUGUCUUUAUCAGAUAUAAAGACACUCGUUAAACAUUUCUUUUUUUUUUUUAACUAUUAAUGAGUUUUGAAUUGUACACAUAGCCAUUCCCCUUCUAGUAAUUGUUUUUAUACUGUGCGUUAUAACCAAACAGUAAUUAAUAAGCAUUGAAUCUUUAUUUUUGCUGAUUAGGUGUACCUCUCAUUGCUCUAAAUCCAUUUAAAGAUGUGGAAGAACUUUAUGAUGGAAAGAUCAUGACAAAAUACAAGGGAGUUAGUCCCACUGAAAUAAAGGUUUGAGCAGUCAACUAGAUCAUCAUUGGAUAAAUGAAAUUAUUAGCGCCAAAUUAAAAGUAGCCAUUUUUUAAAGUAAUAACAUUAAUAUUAUGACAAGCAAAGUUAGCUGCAUAGACAAUGCUCCUCACACUAGCAUCUCCUUUGGUGUGCAGCUCUUGCAAUUUCCCCCAAAUGGAUCAGAGCUUGCUCGCAGGCUAUUUUGAAUUCAUAAUUAAGCAGUUUUCCUUUCAUAGUCCCACUAGCCUGUGCCAGGCUCUCUGAGUUGUAGUAGGGAUGUCAAAACAACAAGGUCAAGCAAAAAAAAGAGGCCGGUAAUCUGGGGAAGGGGAUGGUGGUGAGAAACGAAGAGCCUCUUCUCUCCUCUGAUUGCUGCAAAUUUCUUCCUUUGAGCAUGGACCAGGCUAUAGUCCCACCAAAGAUUUAAUUUGAUCAAAAAAUUCUGGGGCAUUUUUAUCAUUUUAAAAUUGUUAAAUGAUGGAAAAUGAGGUGGGAAUAUAAAAAUGGUAAAAUUGAGCAUUUGUGUGUGAGUAAGUUUGAAUUGAAAAGUUUAUAGACAAAGACAGGAUAGUCCUCCAAGGUCAGUACCCAUGUAGAAUAACUCCAUCUUUCUUUGAUUUUUCACCAUCUUUUUUUCAUUUGCCUUCAUGACAAAUACAUCACGCAUCAUGAAAUGAUAUUUUUCAUUUAUUUUUUUUUAUCCAUAUCAAUUAAGGAGCUUCCACCUCAUAUAUUUGCUGUUGGACAGAAAGCGUUUUGUGAAAUCAAAAGAGAUCUGGAAACCAGGAACCAAUCCAUUGUUGUCAGUGGUGAAAGUGGUGCUGGCAAGGUCAGUAUAGGGAUCAGGGAGGGAAAGUGGAAUUUGUCUCCUUCAUCAUUCUUUCAUUUAUUGUCAAAUCGAAUGCGACGUAAAAGAGCCCACGCUACUGUUCGAAAAGAACCGGGAAAGUUUCCCCAGUGGUGUGGUCUACCUUUCACGCAUCAUUCAUAUCAUGGGCUAUGAAAAUUGAAUGGGUUACAGUGAGCUCAUUAUGGACUGAUAGGGGCUGCCAGUGCAGUGGUGCCCUUGAUGCUGCCGUCCGAGCUUACUGUUAGCAUGUUCGUAAAGAGGGCACGUCUUGUUGUCCUCUAAUCCACGACAUUCCAUUCCGUUCCAAUUUGUUCAAGAAUAUUGAUUGUUUCUUUUUUUCCGAAUAGACGUGGACGACUCGUAGUUUAAUGCGUUUCAUUACGGACGUGGCAGAUACCAGGUAUGAAGUCUUCGACGUUGGCUUACAGUAAAUUGUUGGAAUUUUUGCAAUUCUUCUGAAAUUUCAUACAUCAGCAUGCACGAUUACGAUAAAUUACUUACAUACAUCACUGCCAGUUUAAUUGCAAGCCUUCUCUAAUUUAUCGGCUUUCAAAAAGACCCAGCACUUGCGUGGAGUUCCCGCUGGCAUCAGCAACGUCAUGGUUGCCCUCAUUGAUCACUGGAAUUGGCUUUCCUGUGCAAGAGAAGACAACCUAGAGAUCCGUCGAGUAAUCCAUGUAAAUGCGAAAACUGGAUGGUUUAUUCUGAACAAAUAAAAUCCAUCUGUUCAUCCUAGACAGAUUUUGAAGUCAAUAAUCCGUCUCGUGCUACGUUGAUUUGGAGUCAUUUACCGCACAAUUUUAAAACUGCUAUAAGCUAAAAAAUCUGGGGGUACUGAAUUGAAGACGUCCCUAUAACAAGAAGAACCAAGAGCGUAGCACAUACGUGGCGUAUGUGCGUACAGCUAAAAUCUGGAAAAGAAUUUUUUUAUUUUCUUUUUCUGAAAUCAGUCACUCCUUCAAAAUCUCAACGGUUAUGCCCCUGUAGCCUGUUAUUAAAACUAUAUAUAAUAUCUGCAGUGAAAAAAAAGUUGUUCAUCGAAUCAUUUAUUCAGCACUAUUUAUAACCAAAUCUGAAAGGUAUUUCAGACAAGGUGGCUGCCAAAAUCCAACUUCGUCGUGAUUAUAGGUAUUUCCAGCUUAAAUGUAAUAUUACGAUUAACUGUAAUUGUUAUGAUAGGAUCGAGGAAACUACAAACGUUAGCAGGAUUGAGCAAAGGAUACUUGAUUCCAGUCCAGUUUUGGAGGCUUUUGGAAAUGCUCAGACUACAAGAAACAAAAACAGCAGUCGGUUUGGAAAAUAUAUUCAACUUCAGUUUGAUCGGUGAGUCAGCAAAGCCCGAAGAUUAGUAUUCUGGGAAGUAUGUUCCCCGAAUUCCAUCGGAAACUCAGGGAAGUCAUUAACAUACUGUCCUUUCAUAUCACGCUUCUCACCAUGUUUUGUUCUUUCAGAUUUAUGAUAUCACAAGAAUUUUACUUAUUAAUAUUAUCAUGAUUUCUUUUUGAUGAGAUUUAGUUCUUUUCUUGAAGCAUAGAUCAAAUAACUCAUUGCUAAAUUUUUUAAGCAUUGUAAAUUAACUUCCAGGAGCCAGAGAAUCAUUGGCGCUACAGUAAGCACAUAUCUGUUGGAGAAGACGAGAGUCGUACAUCAGGGGCAAGGAGAAGGAAGAUUCCACAUAUUUGACCAGGUGCAAACUUGCUGUGUUUUUACAGACAGGAGAAAGCAGGUUUCUCUCGCAAGCCUUGUCAUAUAUCGUUGCGCCCAAACCUCUCAUACAAAGCGCCCAGCCUGGGUUACUUUCAUGUAAUUAUAUAAACACCAAUGAAAUACCUGUUAAGCUUUCGCGCGAAAAAAUGUUAUCUCCACACGUGAAAAGAGCCCCGCUGCUAAUGGCUACAUAAUAAAUCGCGCUUUUCAUAGCCUUUAAAUAUUUUUUCAAAACUCGAAGAGAGAUUUCCUAUCUCGCCGCGGCCAUGUAAUAUCUUUUAUUUUAUUAUAUGUAAUCAGAAAAAAAAAUUUGACCUUCAACAUUAUAUCUAUAACUUCCUAAAGCCUAGCCUGCGUGCAGACGAUAACUAAACUCUGAUUAGUACCGUCUGCGAAGCAGCGCAGAGAUCCUUGUUCUGAACCCCCAACGGACUCAACGAAUUACCGGAAGUGCGUUUCGAAUUUCCCUUCAACCUGAUUGGCCAUCACGACAAACAAAACAAAGGCCUUUUUUAACUGGCCAAUCGUGGCGCGUACUCAAAUCUGGGUACACAGCUGGAAGUCCAGAACAAGGAUUUCGGCGCUGUUUCGCAGACGGAGUUAACCAGAGUUUAAUUUCGUCUGCGCGCAGGCUACCUAAAGCCUUUCUAUGAAUGAACCUUGUUUCAGAUUACUUCCAGUAAACAUCAAGAAGCGACCUUGAAAAACAAAGAAUCUUCAUUUGUUGGUAAUUAAAUAAGUCUUUCGUUUUCACUUUACAUAGUAAAUGAUUACUGAAAUCAAAGUCCUAUUUUGAUUUUUUUAAGAGCAGCAGAGAGGUCUCAAACGUUGUAACAAAUUCCGAACGGGGACCUUAAGAUCCGACGGCGACGUCCGGUCUGCCCAGUUCCUAGGCAGAAGGCCUGGGCUGAAGACGCCGUACAGGGACUAGGCAAGGCGACAGCGACAAGAGCGUCAAAAAAAACAAAGCAAAACAGCAACAUUGCACGUCCGCCACACCCUUUUUGUAUUGCACGACUACGACGUGAAAAUUCCUAAUUUUGCGUUUCAUGGAGGACGUAAACAAGCCACGACGAAAUUUUCUUUCUCUUCCUAAACUCACCCUAGUAGUGUAGAAACCUGUGAAACUCACGAGUGACGUAAAACGAUGAAUACAAAGAAGCCACUGAGAAGACAACGCAAUAGAGCCAGGGAAAAUACUAGCUUGAAAGCAAAGGAAAACUUCACAGGUUUUUACACCGAGGUAAACCCCCAAGCGAACUUGGAUGGCGUUCUUACAGUGUAGGAAUUCAGCCACAGAAGAGACGCUGAGUUCGCCUACAUUUGACAAAGUCAGUGAGUUGGAAUAAUCGUGAUGAAGACUGAAAAAAAAAAACGAAUUCACUUUUUAAGCAACGCUUUGGCUGCUGUCUCCGUCCUCUCAUCUUAGGGUCCCUAAUUUUGAGAACAGAAGGAACUCCUUAUCAGUCUUCGGUUUUUGUAUUGUUGUGACUAAAAACUCCCUGUUCCCUCUCACGGCGAUACGACCGUCUAAUAACCCAGGCGUAGUUAAUCGAUAGAAAGCGAUAUCAGAAAUCAAUCGAUUUAAUCCGCCGAUUGUUAUCGAUUGAUAUCGGAAUCGAAGUCACAGAAAAAAUAAUUUAUCAGUUUUUAUCCAUUAACAAAAAUCGAUGACAAUCGAUAGUAAUCGAUAACAGGCAAUAAUCUUGAAGAGUAUAUGGUUCAGAUAUUCUGAACAGACCGGCUUCAGCUUAACACAUUUAAUUUCAGCCUGUUGCUCUUUCAUCACCUAAUUUGAAGGCCCUAAUGAUGCACGAAGUCGGUGCCCUUCCCUUUUUUCUUGCAAUUUUAAAACAGGGGUUUCAAUAAGCACCGACGGCCGACGAAACGCGUCGGCUACUUUGCUCGUAGAGGUCGGCUUCUUUUUUCUAAAAAGAAGAAGCAACUAGUUUGAAUAACGUUGUAAACAAAAUAAUUUAUCAUAAAAUGUGAUAGCCUACGUAACAAGCGUUUCCGUCGGCGGUUUAGGAGCAAAGAACGAGGAACGAGAGUCAAAGACCGAGCGAAAAAUGGCACAAGUAAAAGAGCGGGGAGGGGCCCCACUUUCAUUUUUUGGCUCUUGUUUCAUUUCUCGCGCGGCCAAAACCGAGAAUCCCGUUCCUCGGUCCUUCUUUGCUCCGAAACCAAACGGAAACGUUUGCUACGCAGGCUAAAAAUCUGAAUGAAAACGUAAUUAUGAUGUGUUUUCAUAAAGGCCCACUGGUUUCAUGUGAAUGACAUAUUUCAGUCAUUUUUUUCACAAGUUUCUUUAUAGGUUUACGCUGAAUAUGUUCACGUGCAAAAGUGGGUAAUUUAGUGUUCAUGAUUUGUCCAUUGCUUGCAGGGAUUGAUCGUGUGACUGAUAAAUUGAAAGCUACAUUUUCUUGAAACCCCUGGAAUUAACUGGCUAACAAUGUUCAAUGUAAAAACGCCUGAAUUUACAAUUUAUCCUUUCGCCUACACCUUAUUUUUUAGCCCUCCAGGAAACAAAACAAGCUUUGGAAAACAUAGGAAUUGACAAUCACCUGCAAAGCGAAAUAUUCAAGGUAUAGACUUGAGUUAACUAAGGACUAUCAUAAAACACUUUCUUCUGUUCUUUUUCUGACUUCCUCUCAGCUACUGGAAGUUCAAAUUAUUGUGUUUCAAUUUUCCGUGUUUUCUAGGUUUUGAACGGAGUUCUCCAUCUUUUUGAUAUUGAGUUUUUUGAUCCUUUUUCAAAUAUGGCUGAAAUUUGUACUGUUACCGACGAUCAUGAUAAAGGUUAGUGUUCGUCUACUCCCUGUAGAGUAAUCUAGAUAAGGAACUACCAAGAUAUAAUAAGAGAGAUGAAGUUUUUUACUGUAACAGUUUUUGUUCUUUCGUUUCUAAUCUAUUUUUCCGUUCCCCUUUAAAAAAUUCUCUAUUGACCUUCACACACAGGAGAAUCCAUUCAGCCAACGAAUACAUUUACGUCCUCAAUUUUUCUAACCCUCUUUUUACAGCAAUGGCUCGUGUCUGUGAAUUACUGGGAACUGAAAGCGAGUGGCUAAAGCGGUGCUUAUUCUUAAGAAGAAUAACAGCGGGCUCCACAAGAGAGGAGUUUAUGAAGAAGUGCUCACCAUCCGAAUGUGCAGAGAGAAGAGAUUGUAUGGCUAAACUAAUAUACUCCAGGUAGAGUUUUUAGGGAAGAGGGGCUGUAAGCCUCCUUUCAUCUAUAAACAUUAACUACGGUAACUUUACAUGCUGGUAAAAUGUUUGGACUUAACUAGACAACUAUUUUCUGUUUUUAUAAGCAAUGCAUGCAGCUGUUUGGCUUGUCAGUGUCAACCUGGCUAGUACACUGUUAUGCCAGAAAGGAGCAAUUCAGUUAACAGCUCCCUCAUGAUAUCGUAUUUUUUUUUUCAAGUGUCUAACCCAAACCAACUUACGCAACUGACAAGCCUCGUGAAAUGCUAAAAGCCAUGCAAGAAAAACACGGCUACUCGCAGGGCAAAAUGUUUAGUAGUUUUCUGAAAACGCCCUGUAUGUUCCUGAUUAGCAAGAUGAUUUUUUACGAUGCAAAUCGUUAUCCAUAUUCUAAACGUCCUAAUACAUGUCUAUCCUAAUUUGAUGUUUCCUUUGUUCUUUUGUAGAUUAUUCGACUGGAUUGUUGACUUCAUAAACUCUUCCAUUAAAGCACCUGAAGAGCUAAAACACUCAUUCAUAGGUAAUAACGAAAUCAUCGUUUCUUUUUCGUUUCUAAUACUUAUUUCUUGAAAAACAAAUGAUCAAAAAUGUAUCAUCCAAACAAACCUUGCCCCAUCGCUAGAUAAAAUUCCUUCUUAUGUCAAAAUGAUUUUUUUGUCUAGUCUCUCUUCCUAAUUUUCAAAUGCUCAAUUAUGUUGCAGGUCUUCUUGAUAUUUACGGAUUUGAAAACUUCAACUUCAACAGUUUAGAGCAGUUGCGUAUAAACUACGCCAACGAAAAGCUCCAGCAACAUUUCGUGAAUCACUUCAUGAAGAGACAGCAGGUUAGUUGUUAUCAUGUCGCUGAAUAAGAAACAAAAGUAUUUUUAAUGACUAGGUUAGAAAUCACCGAGUAUGCGAGAUGAAGCGCAAGCCCCGCAAGCGCCACAUAAUUUUUAAUCACAAGAAAAUCCUUAACACCUGUCAGUAUUUUCUGGGGAGUUAAGGUGAGCUUGGUAACGAUAUGCUCUAGUAUAUGUGGUCCUUUCGUUCAAUGACGGGGACGUCAAAAACGCAACAGAUCGAGGGUGGAUUCAUCUGGAGCAUAUACACGCGUAUAGCUGUCGCAUUUGCCAACUGGAAUUUUUUGUAUUGUUUUUAGGCUUAAAAACACUUUAAAAUGCCAGCAGGCAAAAGCGACAGCUAUACGCGUAUUAAUCCACCCCGAAUAACCAAAUCUACGUACAACUCCGCUGCACGUGCAUCAUGCUUUUUGGUACAUUUCGUCGCUGUCACUGCCAACUACAGCUUGAAACUUUUCAACGUGACGUACUAUAGAAGACGUCAACACUCGACGACAAAUUUUUCUUUCUGCUUUAUACUCUGAUGUGCUCCCUGAAAAUUCAACUCCAGGAAACUCACCUCGAAAUAACCGUCAUAAGUUUUAAAAGAACGCGGUGACACUUCAUAGAGACCUUAUAAGAUACUAGUGGUGGGAAUCGGUUGAGAUUUCACAAUCGAUCGUCGAUUAUAAUCGGAAAAAUCUACCAGUAAGCAUUCCAAGAUUACAUUGCAGCAGUUCAAGUGAGACUGACACGAAAUCAACAAAACACACGUGCCACAAACCUUUGUUGGCGUAUUUCUUUCUGCAGAGCCUACAGAUUACCUUCGUCAUAUCCAAGUUUUCCUUUGUUUUGGGCCCUUCCUUCAGUUGAUAAAAACUAAAAUAUUCCCGCACGUUUGACCUGGCGUUUCCAGGAUAACGACAGAUCUCCAACUCGGCCAUUUCAGCCGCCAUGUUAGACUCGUCAGCAAUAUGUAAGGGAGGCAGGUCUGAGAGAGGACCCUGGAAAUCGCUGCGAUGUUGUUUCGUAAUACCUUUCAUUCGCUAGUAAUAGUAGUGACACUACAAACGCGAAACAGUAAGCUUGUAAUUUAUGUUUUGGUUCAGUUGUUUACGAAAUACAAAGCAGCUUAGCAUGCCACAUCUUUCAAAUAAGCGUGGCGUAUUUGAGGUGACAACAACGCAGCGCGCAGGGUACGCAAAGGUAAACACCUUCAAUCUUAGAUUAUAUCUGCUGUUAUGACUUAGAAGUUAGAAGUCCACGAAAAAGACAACUCACACCAAGAUAUUAAACGUACAUUUUUAUUGAUUUUAAUACUUUUAUUUGUCACCAAUAAAUUUCCGCGACAAUCGAUUAUGAAAAAAGCAUAAUCGAUUGUCGCGUCCCUUGAACUUUUCGAUCAACUUUCGAUUAUAAUCGAUCAUCGGCCCACCACUAAUAUUUACGGUAUCUUUAGAGGGUACGACAUAUUGGUAAAUGGUCUAGCAAUUCUUUUUCUAAAAUGAGAAUAAGUACAGUCAAUUGCGCCAAUCAUAGAGUACUAUAAAAUGAGUUCAAACGGCGGGUGGCCUGGCGAUGCUGGGGCAGACAGAUUUCUAAGUCCUUAAUUCGUGUAAAACAGUGUUGAUUCGGUGCUUAUUUCUGCUAUAGGAGGAGUAUCAGAAGGAAGGCAUUGACUGGUCGUUUCAAGAUUUUGUUGAUAAUCGGCCAUGUUUGGAUCUCAUUGAGGGAAGAACCAGUGUCUUUUCAUUAAUGAACGAGGUAAAAAAGUUGUGUCGAUGCUGAAGUAGAGAAACCGCCCCUCCCCGCACGCGCUUCAUUUCAAUUAAGAAAGCAAGACUAGAAAAGUUACAUGAAGAGACCACCAAAGGUAGCUCAAACAUGCUUGCGUGCCUUCUUCAAGCAAACUGGUUACCAGCAGCAGUAUAAACAAUUCCCUGUUCUCUUGCGCAUUAUAGAUUUGUGUCGCAUGCAGCUUGCGACAUUUCGUCGUUUUGUGUUGUUGGCGACCCUUUUGGCUGUAAAAUAUGUUUUGAACUGAAGGACCUAGGAGGAGUUGAACCGGCCUCUUGGCUGGGCGUUGAGCAGACACUUGUAGCUUUGAACGGACAUUUGGCAGAACCUCCCAACUCAUUUAAAAAACUCAAGUGUGUCUGCAUUUCCAAAGAAAAUGAUACGCUUUCCACUGUCAGAACAACAAAUGAAAUAAUUUUUCGUCUUGUUGAUGAAGCAACAUAGUUCAUGUAAAUAGAAGUCCUUCCUACUUUGUUUUGUAUUUCCUUUGAUUUUACCUGCUACCUAGAACCUAAAUUGUUCAGCGAGCUAACAAGAAAACCAACUGGUUCAUUUAGCUUCCUAGCUUGCACAUUAUUCUCGUUACAUUCAAAAUAUCUUGUAAUGUAAUUAAAUUUCCGAGAAUGUUUAACCAUGUACAUUAACAAAGCAUAAUAAAGAUUAUUAUUAUUAUUAUUAUUAUUAUUAUUAUUAUUAUUAUUAUUAUUAUUAUUAUCAUCAUUAUUAUUAUUAUUGUUGUUCCACUCGUGGAAGGGGCGUUGAGAAAUGAUCUUAACUCUACUGUCAGUGUGUGAAGACUAUAUGAGGAAACAAUGUUACAGCGAGAAAAUAAGGCUGGGAUUUCAGGGAAUGAACGAUCUUCAAGUUACAGAGCGCGUGUCGCCUUACCAUCACAGGAAUACCAAAGUAUUACUUUAUUCCCAGGAGUGCCGCUUAAAGAGAGAGUUGGACACGAAAUCGUUUAGUACACGCCUGGAAGCUUCAUUGGCUCAGUUCAGGCAUUUUACUUGCCCGCGGUUUAGAAGUGAAAAUGAGGAGUUUACGAUUCAUCAUUUUGCCGACAGCGUCUCUUAUCAAGUCGAAGGACUUGUUAAGAAAAAUAAGGUACGUGAUUAUUCCUUAAGCAAAUUAACUCUUGAAGAAAUUCAUUAGGUAAAACAAGGCUAAGUGCGUAUGAUCAGCACUGUUACUUAGUUUGCUUGAGGAAAACUGUUCAUUCUUAUAUUUACUACAGUUGUUCAAGGAAUCGAUCAUAGAACGACAACGUUUUCUUGAAUUACUCGCAAAAUCCGACGACAUGAGGAUUUGAAAGAACUUUCCGAAGGCCGUUUGCGAGAAACCAAACAUUAAUUAAGAAAGAUGACAGCAGUUUGUUAAGCUUUGUUUAUUCUCUUAAGGACGUUGUAGACUCACUAUGGUUGAGAUUUCUUUUCCAAUUGUCAGUUUUCUUAUAAAUUGCCCAGAAUUAGGCAACACACCUAGAACCGCUAUGCCCCCCGUUGACAAAACUGGGCAUUAUUAUAAGUACACGUAGAAAAUAGGCAAACUCCUACACAACAACCACUUUGGGUAAAAAGUCAAAAGGCUGUUGUGGAGAUUUUCAAAAGAGAGUGGACGGACCUGUUGUGGUCAAGUCUUCACCUUGGUUUAUAUUUUUUUUUCCUUUGCUAAUGUGUGGUAGCGAGUUUGAAAUAAGAGAGCAAAAAAAUAUACAUCAACUGACGAUAAAAUUGAACCGCAACAUUUAUCUAACUUGACAUAUUUAUAAGAUUGUAACUCAUCGCACUCUCAAAUUUUCAUUUCUUUCUGUUGACGCCGCAAAGGAUUUUAUUCCUCCUGAGGUUGUUGAGCUUCUACAAAAAAGCACGAACACGUUGAUGCAGGAAAUUUUUCGAUUCCAAGAGAACCAGGACAAAGGAGAUGAAAAAUUUGAGGUACGUUUCUUGUUUUUGAAAGGGAAGCAUUUGUUGAGAUCCUUUAAACACAUGAGUCAGUCGAUCUUUCAUGUAACGCUAAAGGUAUAAGAUGAACGCGAUAGCUUGUCAUAUGCACGUUACACUUUAACCGCGAUCUGUCCACGCUAUUAGCUGUCAUUUUAAAAAGCUAAAACUUUUCUCGCAUCAAAAGAAAUUUGGUUAGCAAGGGAUGGCACAGUGGUGAAAGCACUUGCCUCCCACCAACGUGACCCGAGUUCGAAUCCCGGCGUCGACGCCACAUGUGGGUUGAGUUUAUUGCUGGUUCACUCCCUUGCUCCAAGAGGUUUUCUCCGGGUACUCCGGUGUUCCCCUCUCCACUUCCAAAUUCCAAAUCGACCUGGAACGCACGGACACGUUUCAGCGAGUUCUUUAUGAACUCCUAAGUACCCCGUGGUUAAACAAAUAACAAUUUUCAAAAUAAUGGUCCAGUUUUGUUAUUUAAGACUAUAUUUAGGCACAUUGAAACUGUUUCCUGUCGACUGUUGAUACGGAUAGCAAGGAUGGAAAUGGAUUGAGACUUAAGAAAAGGUUGGGCAAACCUUUUCAAGUUUUAAUACAAAAUGUGCAAAACUCACAAAGUAUAUAUUAUGGCUAGUGUCCCUGAUGAAAUCUGUUUUAUAUCGUCUUCAUAACUCUACAGGAGCAUUUUUUUAUGGGUAAAGGCACUAAGUAAUGACUUUAGCACAGAACUGACCUAAAACAGCAAUAUCCAUGUGACAAAGCCCCUUUAAAUUGUUGACAAACUUUUUAAGCAUGUACGCAGGAGUUCACCGCCUCACCUAUAGAUUGAAAUCUUCGAUCUCUCGCUUGGCGAAAAGUUGAGCUUUUUUAAAAGAAUAUAGGAAAGAUAAACUCGGACCAAUGUUUAAAAAAAAUUCAUGAGAAUUAUUAUACUUUACGAUUUAAAAGGGAAAGCAAUGGAUCUGAGAAACUGUGAACAUCUUCGGGAACUUUCAGACUCGGAUAUGUCGGGUCCUUUACAAAAAAUCCCAGUGCUCUCACUCUUCGGGAAAAUCUCCCGCCAUUGACACGUAAGAAGUUGGCAGGUAUAUAUUUGAUGAAACUUACAUGUAAGAUGUAACUCAACGAUCAGUCUUCCACUUUAUUACAGGACGGAGUAAUGACAACUAAGGAGAGUUCCAGACAUCGCCAGUCGACAGUUACUGUUGUUCGCAAAUUCAAGGUACACUGACGGCGGCUCAGUAAAGGUUCCAAGUGUGCUUACCUCCCCGGACAUCCGUCGGGCAUUUUCCCACUGUGGGGCAUUUGUCAUCAGAUCUACCCAGGAGUAGGGAUGGGGAUUAGGCCAUUUCCGAGUUGCCCAAAGCUUCUGUUUCAAAGAGAGGCUAAGUGUAAUGAUAUUCAAUUCUCAUGCCAAUAAAUCUCAUUUUCACCAGAAACGUUUAGCACUUAGCUUCGAAAGGGAGAUAUUUUGGAACUCGGAAAACGCCUAUUUGUCAUUGUUUUCUUCAAACCCAAAUACUUUGAGUAUUUAACGCAUGACCAGCUUGUCCCACCGUGACAAUUAUCCGGGAGGGGGCCGCGGGUCAACACUUGAUACUGAGGGACCGUUGUGUUCAGGCCUAGUAUGAUGUGCUGAUAAGCUACCGUAUUUAUGACUUGUUGAAUGUUCUUUUAUGUUUAGGUCUCACUGGACAGUCUAAUGUCCACGCUGAGGUCUACAAGUGUUCACUACAUUCGCUGCAUCAAGCCAAACGCUGACUGCCUACCUCAGGUGUUUGAUAGGAAACAGGUAUUUUGUAGCCCUGCACUAGGGUUUUCCAGUUACCAGUACUACAUGCAUUAACCCCUGUUUGCCUGUUCUUCUUACGCAGUUAGAUAAAACCGAACUGACUCUAAAGCGUAGGUUAAAUAGCCUGCGACCCAGACGGAACUAAUCUUCCGGUUAAGUCCUUCUGCAAAACAGUGCCGAAAUCCUUUUUCAGUUGGGGCCCCCCACCAGUGCACCAGGAUUUGAGUGCGCGCUAUGAUUGGCCUGGUAAAAGGCCAUUGUCGAUUUGCCAAUCAGGUUGAACGAAAAUUCGAAAUGCUCCGGUAAUUCGUUGAGGCCGUUGUAGGCCCAAAACAAGGAUACCGGCACUGCUUGGCAGAACUUACUAACCGGGCUGAGAUUACGUUUGCGAAGCAGGCCCUAACUCGUCCCCAGUUGUCUCUCUUUGUAUUUCCUUUGUGGCGCGAGAGGUGUGAUGGAAAGGAGGAAAGCGAGGGAGAGAGAGAGAGAGGGUCUUCCUUCCUUUUCCCUUCCCAUCACCCCCUGCUUCCGCAGCGCGCGUUACGCGAAGACGACUGGGGAAAGUCAAACGUAGACGCUGGCCAAGGUUGAACCGUACACACAUUUAUCUCGGGGUUUCAUUGUAUCAUGUUUCAUAAUGGAAGGCUAAGUAAGAACGAGUUGACGAGAGCUAGUUUAGCUCUGUUUGACUGCAAUUACUGUUUACACUUAUAUCCAUCUAAAAAGGUUAUGGCUCAACUGAAUGCUUGCGGUGUGGUAGAGACAAUUAAAAUCAGCGCGGCUACUUAUCCGAUCAGGUGAGUCAAUUACUUGACUAGGUGUUUUAAUCGCGAAAAAUAACUUUGAACCUCCAAGCGGGAUGUCUCAAGCUAACCUAAGUUUAAUGUUUUUACUUCUAGGAUCUCGCACCAUGAAUUUCUUAAAAGAUACAGCCCCCUUUUGAAACUUUCCAACCCUACGACACGCAGCCAUUUGUCACACCCGCUCAGCUCUCCGAAGAAAGCCGACGCUUCUCCUCGAUGUCCGACGGUGGAACGUCUAAAGCGUCGAUCUCGUAGGCGUCACCGAAGUAGCUACGACCACACGAGGCAUAUUUGCCGAUCAAUUCUAGAAAUUGCUGAGACUGACAUUGAUGAAAGCAAAGAAAAUACCCAAGGAAAAUUUCUCAAGGGUGUGAAACUCGGGAGAUCGAAGGUUUUUAUCCAAGAAGAUACGGUACGUUUUGGGGGUGUCCAACCCCAUAUUACCUUUUAUUAAAGUAGAAUCUACAAUGAUUAUGUUAAAUUUGCAUUAUUCAUCACUCAGGUAGAGGGAAUAACAGUGAUAUUUCAUUUUUCGACUAAAGUCAACUCUCCAUUAGUGGAGGACACUAAUUUGGGGUUGACACUUAAGUAAUAUAUCCUAGCCCUUAGAGAGUCGAGAAAGAGACAUGGUUUCCACAGGUCAGGAAAAAGUCGGGGGAUUUCUCUCCGAGUCAGGGAAAAUUUGAGCCCUUGAAGGAAGUCAGGGAGAAGUGAAAUUUUAAGAGUACACAGUCAUUCUUUUCCCUCUACCUUUACUGAUAUCUUACAUUUAGAAUUCUUUUGUAAAUUUUACAGGCAUGAAUCGUGUUGCAUUGGUAGAAUAUUGUUCGUGAUGUUGAACAACAUCCCUUUCGCACGUUAUGAUAAGGCCAUUCCUAUUAUUUCAUGUACACUACAUGUGACUUGCUGUAAGCAUAAAUAAGGGAGUAUAGGGGAUGGCUUUGAGGGGAGGGUUGAGUCUAUUUUCAGGACUAAUUGGUGAAAUUGUCAAUUCAGUUAGGGAAAUUUUACAUUUGUCAGGAAAACGUCAGGGAAUAGUCAGCGGCAUGGACCAACUCUAAGCGUUCCUCUUAAAGAGGUGUCCGUUGAGAUAAAGUCAACUGUGUUUCAUGGAAAUCACAUUUCAACUAGAGAAAAAUGUACAUAGAUUAGCUUAGAUUAUUCUCUCUUGACAAUUUCAAGUAAACAGUUAGUUUACUUUUUUUGUGUGAAUCCGACCGUUUGGAUGAUCAACUAGUAAUGGCUUCUUUUUGCUUGUUCUUAACUAUUAACUGACUUUUUGUUGUUGUUGUUGUUGUUGUUAUCAUUAACACUAUUUUUCCCUGUUUUUAGAUGGAAAGGCUGGAAGCAGUUCGAAACAGGUGCCUGAUCAAAUCAGUGGUAGUCAUCCAGACAUGUUGGAGACGCCAUCAAAAGCGCUUGACGAGAAGAAGGGUAAACGCAGCCGUGAAAAUUCAAUCUGGUAAAAUUUUACCAUUUUAUGUACCACGUCAGAUUUACCCUUGAAGUUGGUUAAAUAAUGAAAAUAUCAGUGUCUGCAUAAAUUUACAUCAGUCACAUAAUUACCCCUAUUUACAUUUAACGUUAGUGUUUUCAUUAGUGGUUUCUCUCUUCUACAAGCAGUCUGACAGAAAUUAUUUCCUGUUUUCAGUGUGGCGAGGGUGGAAGGCAAUCAAAAACUUCAAGAAGACUUUAAAAGCCAUAAAAGUUAUUCAAAACCACGCGAGAAAAUGUUUGAUGUUAAAACGACUCAAUGAGCAUAAGCGCCUUUUAACAGUGGACAACUAUAACCUGGAGAAAGACUUCAUCAACGAAACCAUCCUCGAAAGAAACUCGGUCUUGACAGAAAAUACUUGUAUACUCUUAAGACAUUUGUCAGUUUCGCCAUUAUUCCCAAGUGGCGAAGUCAUGAAGAGGCAUGCCCUUCCAAGUUUAGUUUCGUCUACUUCAGGAUCUUGGUUUAACCCGUUUAAGACGAAUUGCGACGAGUUUAGUCAAAACAGCUUCUUCUGGCUCUACAACAAGGAAUUGUCAUUCAAUUUGACCAGAAACACGAUAAGCCCUCUCGCUGCGUUGAUCUCUAACUUCAGUCAAGGAAAAAUACCACCACAAGCUUGUACCGUGGACAAACAGCUUUCUUCAAAGCAGAUGGUCAAUACAUCAUCAGCUAUAAUAUCACGUCGAAACAUUGAAAAGGUAAUGCCUUUGCUAAUUUCGUUUUCAUCCUGUUUCAAGAUAUUCUGCCGUCUAUAUGCUGUUUUCUUUUCGUACAAGUUAACCUACGUUAAGAUGCCACUGUUCGUCUGAAGAAAAAAUGUUCCACCUCAGGGUUCUCAAUAGAAGGCGGCACCCGGCGAUUGAUCGCCGCUUACUUUCGGAUUUAUAGCCGCUUACUUUGUGUUUAAGUCGCUUUUCUUUGCUUUGUUUUGACACCUCUGGCUUUGCUGAAGAGCCUCCUACUUUAUCAGUGAUCACCUCCAACUUAAAAAUCUAUUGAGAACCCUGCACCUUCUUUAAAAAAAGGUUAUUGUAAAGGCCCCCUUAUUUUACGUCUGUCGGCUCAAGAUAGUCACUGAUUAUCGGACUAACAAGCCUAAAGCCAACUGAGCACUAAUUUUCCUCCUUCCCCCUCUCUCUCCGUCACUGCUCCGUUUUACAGGUAUUUUAACGCCACUUAAAGCUACACGGAAGCAGUCGAAGCAAGGAUUUGAGGUUGCACCCGACUGUGUCCAGUCCUUCCUCUCUGGGAGAUGUGAAAGCAAGCAGCCAAUCAGUUAGACUGUAUAUCAUUCACUAAUUUUUCUUCGAUGAACGAGCGAACUGACGCGAGUGUCAGCGGAGCCGUACGGGCCAGCACCUAGCUAGCGACCUUUGAAUUCUCUACCAGCCCAUGAUUAUACUUUAUCUUUUCUUAUCUCGCGCCCCUGUCCCACUCCUCGUAGCAAAGGCGAGCAAGCUGACUUGUUCAGGGUAGCGCCAGGGUAUCUCCCUGUGACAGAGCUGGAGAACACUCCUCUGACAGGCAACGUUAAGUACAUUCUGAGAAAUGUUUAUAUCAUUCAAAUUUUUCAGGUUCCUGUUACGUUUCACUGCAGAGGUACCCCUCUUCCGCAUGCCAGCACCAGACCUCUUAAAGGACCUUUGACUAACUCGGUAAAUAAUAAACUAACGUGUACCCCGAUAAAUACAAGACUAAAAUUUUCCAAAAACAAAAAAACAGACAUCUAGACUGCGAGUUGAUCUGACUGGGAGAGCCAAAUUGUCUAUAUGGGAAAAAAGUUAUGCCGGCUAGGACGAUGAGCCUACCAGGGUGACUUGGCUAGGCGGGUCACCCUACCUCUAGCCAAGCCAACUUCUUGUUUCUCAUGUAAACGGUUUGUCAAUUUUUGAAGGAAAUGUAGGAAAAUUUGGCUUACCCCCCAGGGUAGCUCGGGAAGGCAAGUGACCCUUCUAUCCGGGACAUUUUUUGUCUCAAUAUAAGAGGGACCUCGUAUCGCACCCGUCAGGAAAAUCAGUGAAUUUGAAGACAAAGAAAGGACAUUGUCUCUGGUUAAGUUUCAUAAUCAUUUUUUUUUCUAACCCUAGGCAAAAUAAAAAUGUAGUAUAUAAAAUAGCCUUCUACCCACCGACUGAGCUACCAAGUUGAAUGCCCUCUGCCUCUUAAUCUCACACACCAAGCAUGAAAAUCUUUUUUUUCAAGAAUAUGUUUUAAACUACUGAUGUACUUUAAGAUUAUGUAUGUGUGACAGCGAAGUGCACAACCUCUGCUGCCAAGUGGCGUCAUAUCUCGGGACGUGGCCGACUAAAUUGAAAGUACAGAGUUGGUACGAGGUUCCUUUAUAGAGGCCCGAAAAGUCUUUCACAUUGUUGGAAACACUUUCAGUUGGUUGAAACACUAAAAAGCAGUGUCACUGGGAGUGAAAGGCAAAUCCAAGGUUAUUAAUUCCCGAAAAAAGUAGAGAACAAGGGAUCAAAUUCAAGGCGAAAUGGCGGUCAUAAAAAUGCCCAAUACCCGGGCGCGACAACCAACAGUACUAGCCAUAAUGGUAACUGUCAUAGUCCAGCUCCCUCUUCUGCCCAUCAAGUCAAGCAGACUUAUUAUUAUCGUUACCAUUAUUAUUAUAAUUAUCAUUAUUAUUAGGAUUAUCAUUAUUAUUAUUAGGAUUAGUAGGGGCUUUGAAAUCGAUAAGGAACUAGCGCGAUUUUAGUCUUAAUACUUUUAAUAUUUAUCACAUUUAGUAUUAGUAUUUUUUAAAUUCUUCUCCUAAUAUUCCUAAUAUUCUUAUUCUCUUCCAUUUACUAGUUUGUUCUGCAUUUUAUAUAGCUUUCCUCUUAUCGACUUUGUAACAUUCAUCUGGUACCCGAUAUAUUUGCAGGCUUCCGAUAUUCAGGCGUGUGGCAUGGUAUAGUAACAUUAGAAAAAAUAUAUAUUAUUUAUUAUUAUACCGUAAUUGUUAUCAUUUUCUUUUGCAGGGGCUAGCUGGUAUCAGUGACAUGUUAGAUUGAGUGUGGCUCCAAGACAGUGCAUGGGUGACCAAAUUCGUAAAACUGAAAAUGAAAUGAAAAAGGAAAAUUUGCAACCGUAAGGUGUAAGCGUCGUUUCAAACUGGACAAGAAAAAAUAACCGAAAUUAAAGAAAUAUAAGAGUAAACGUAAAUUAGAACUCCUCGAGCGUGCAUAAGUCGAAAGAACUGUUUCAAGUCUUAAAAGUAACAAAGAUUUUGAUAAAAGCAGAAAAGCUUCACUUAAAUCAACUUCCCAUUUCGUUUCUUGGGUUCUUCCUAUUAUUCUUUCCUCUACUAGUCAUUGGUACCAACUUGGGAGCGACAAUUUGCCUUUUUUAAGCUCGAAUGAGGUCGACGUCCUCGUUAUGGUCUUCGUUAAAUUAAGGAGCUAAGUCGCUAGGGUUAAGGGUAAUUUGUUUGGAGGUUUCAUUAAAAGGGUAAAAAUGGUCGUAAACGUUUUACUAUUUAUGUCAGUGUCCAUUGUUUACAUGGAAGUUUCCCCCGAAACGGGUUUCAAAUUUUUUCUUCCCCUUGGGCGAUUUAUCGCUGGGUAACCGCAAACAUGAAAAUGAUCCAAAUCCACAGGGAGCUCAGCCCAAGCUUGUUUCCCCAAGAGGGAGAUUUGGAGAAAAGGCUUCGAGU